Molecule: messenger RNA, 1326 nt
Organism: Lachancea dasiensis
Lineage: Eukaryota; Fungi; Ascomycota; Saccharomycetes; Saccharomycetales; Saccharomycetaceae
Source: the annotation of a GenBank genome assembly
AUGAGCGCAAACGAUGGAAAUCCAGAGAUACGAUUUUUGACAUUCAAUACCUGGGGACUAAAGUACGUUUCCAAGUUCCGGAAACAGCGUCUGAGAGCUAUUGCUGAGAAACUAGGAGGACAAUCUACUGCUUUACCUAUUCAUGGGCUUUCCGAGAAACACUCUGGGUCUUCAGAAUACGAUGUGGUGGCAUUACAAGAGAUUUGGUGUAAAUCUGAUUGGGAUUACAUCGAGCAAAAGUGCCAGCAUCGAUACCCAUACCGGCGCUUAUAUUAUUCUGGUAUCUUGGCCGGCCCCGGUUUGGCGAUUUUGUCCAAAAUUCCUAUCGAAUCUACCUUUCUGUACCGAUUCCCAAUCAAUGGACGCCCAAGUGCAUUUUUCAGAGGUGACUGGUACGUGGGAAAGUCAGUGGCGGUGACACUUCUGAGGCCAGUAACGAAAAACGGAUAUCCCCUGGCCAUCUUGAAUAGCCACAUGCAUGCGCCGUACGCUGCCUCGGGAGACGCGGCUUAUUACUGUCACCGUUCGUGUCAAGCUUGGGACCUUAGUAAAUUGGCCAAUUUAUAUAAACUGGCUGGAUACGCAGUGGUCAUUGUUGGUGACUUGAACUCAAAACCGGGGACUUUGCCGCACAAAUUCCUAACCAGAGAAACGGGCUUUAUGGACUCCUGGGAGCAGUUGCACGGGGAGCAAGACCUGAGUCAAAUUGCUAGAAUGGAUCCGCUCCAGCAGAUUGAGUACGGUGGAACUACUUGUGAUUCGAUUCUAAACACCUGGCGUUCGAUGCGCGAGCCAGGCGAAGCCUGUAGACUUGACUAUGCAUUAAUCGACGCCAGCAGGCUACAAACGGUUUUCGCAAGUUUGAAGUUCACGGAAAGGAUUCCAGAAAUAGGAAGCUUUUCCGAUCAUUUUGCAUAUAAUUGCACGCUUCGAUUGCGUGACAGAGAGCCAGGAUUGGUAACAGAGGAGGAAACCGACCGAGGCAUGAUUUCAGAGCGAUUACAAAACUAUGAUGAGAUGCUAAGCGUUUUGGAAAAUUAUGAAAAGGUGGCGAAGUGGCAAAGAGCGUGGAGGGGAACGCAUUUUUGGCUAACUGUUGUCUGUAUUGUCGUCGUUCAUGUUGCGAUCACAUUCACCGCCAACCGGGCCGGCUGGUCUUCGGUCUUUUGGGUAUUUUUUUUGACGGUCAUUACUGUGACUGGCCUCAUCGACGGAUUAAUUUCAUUUUUAUUUGGCAGGAGCGAACUCCGCGCGCUGGAGGAGGUUUCUCGAGAGGUGAAGGACGCCAAGUUACACGGCUAUCGGUUGCUAGAUAACAAGAUCUGA